GUGAAGACCCCGGCUGUUCCAAGAUCUUCGUUCAUUCGCAGGUGAUGAUGUUAGGAAGUGCGGCCGGAAGUACAUCUGUCUAGGUCUUGAUUUUCCUUACGGGGCCGUCGGAGGUGGAGCUAGAAGGAGCAGAACUCCCGCUGGCCGUUGCCGGCUCCUGCGUCGCAGGUGCCUGGUGAGGGGUGGAGGCCGAGAAGGUGGGCGAUGAACACGUUGGCCAUGCCGCCUUUGGUGUCGCACAGCUCGAACUUGGCGCUUGGAGGACUCUUAUAUUAAUAUCUCUGAUCUUCACCAUACGAAACCUCUGGGUAAAAGAUAAAUCAGAACAAAAAAAUGGGAGUGAAUUCAUUGUCUGAGGCAAGGGCUAUGGAAUUGUUGAAUCAAUUGGAGUCCAUUUUGGAACAAGAUCCUCUCAUUGAUGAAGUAGGCUUUAUUCAUCCAUCGCUGUUAGUCAAACUGAAUGAAGAAGCAGCUGGUUCCCAACUGUACUUUGCUGGAACUGUGAUGCAGUCAGCAGAUGGAGAAUUGAAAUCUGAAAUAUCAGCUACUGAUGCUCUGAAGCAGGAAAAUAUGAUAUUUUGGAAUACUGAUCAUAAGUUGGGCAUUUCAGUUCAGGUACUUCUUCCAUUAUACAAAGCAGCUAAACAUGCAUUUAUGGCUGCAAUUUGUCAGUAUAAAAGGUCUACCAAUGUUUCCGGAGAUGAAGAUAUGUCUAGCUUAUCAUCUUCGCUCAACACUCUUGAAAGUGAAGUCAUGAAGCAUAGCAAGGCUCUUUUGCUGCUUAGUUGUGAUUUUGGCACGGCUUGGAAUUCCAGGAAGCUGGUUCUAUCAAAGAAGCAAGGUUCCUCAAUUUUCAUGGAUGAACUCCUCUUGUCUGCACUAGUUCUUUCAUAUUCACCGAAAAGUGAUCAUGCUUGGAGCCAUAGGCGAUGGACUAUCAAAAUGAUUGCUGGGAAGUGUUCAAAUUUGCAAGAGAUUGUGGAUAGAGAAUCUGAGUUAGUGGAAAAAAUAGCUGAGAAAUCAAAAAUGAAUUACCGAGCAUGGAAUCAUCGUUGCCAGUUGGUUCCCUACAUGGCUGGGGCACAGGCGUUGCUUGAGUUGAAGAAAUCAAGAAAUUGGGCUGGGUUGCAUGCUGCUGACAACUGUUGCUUUCACUAUCGCAGAAGGCUGUUGCUCAGGAUCUUAGAGGACUACUGCCAUAAACGGAAUCAAAAUGCAUCUUUUGAUUGCAGCUGUGAUAUUUCUCUGGUCUGGAAGGAGGAGAUUGAUUGGGACGAAAUGUUAAUAAAACUUUACGUAGGGAGAGAGGCUUUAUGGCUUCAUCGUCGCUUCCUUUCCCUUUGUUGGAUAAAGCAUUUUGCAGCUGACCAGCAGGGUGUAUCUUCUCAGUCUGAGAACAAAAAUAGCAUGAAUAAUAAGAUUAGUAACUUCAUGGACAAUGAAUUGCAGCUCCUUCAGUACUGCUCAAGUAUUCCAGAUAAAGAUUUUGAAGACUUCCAAGCACAAGCAAUGUUUUCUGCUACUUACAUGUUGUGGUCGACAAAGCGCAUCUUUGAGUUCCAAGGGAUUGAACUUCAAGAGAAGGUUAGAGCACUUGACCUGAAGACACUGCUGAGUAAGGCAUCCCCAGAAAAAGCCUUUCUCUGGAACUCUCUACUGGACUUACAGGGAAGCAUUUAACAGUUGUAUCAAGAGAAUUCAAACUCUCUUUGCUGCAUGAUGUUAUCCUUCAGUCAUUUAUUUUUUGCGUACUUUUUCAAGUUGUGAACUGACAUACCUAAUAAUUCUAGUUCAAUGAGUUUGGAUCAUCCAUACUUGCAUGGUUGAAAAUGCAGCAUGCAGCAUUUUAAUUUUCCUUGCUGAUUUAGGAUGGAUGAUGUGUUUGAGAACUUUCAUAUCUUAUGAUAAUGUUGAAGCAGCCAGAAUUGCUUGAAAGAGAAACAACAGAACAAAAUUAUGUUAAUUCAAAUUAUUUCUGUAUGAGAACUUUAAAUUUUGAUGGC
Malania oleifera is the source of this 2003-nucleotide messenger RNA. RefSeq lists its product as uncharacterized. Gene Ontology annotation, molecular function: protein farnesyltransferase activity; CAAX-protein geranylgeranyltransferase activity. Gene Ontology annotation, biological process: protein farnesylation; protein geranylgeranylation. Lineage: Eukaryota; Viridiplantae; Streptophyta; Magnoliopsida; Santalales; Ximeniaceae. Bases 334 to 1680 code for a protein of 448 amino acids. The transcript is spliced from 11 exons. Gene Ontology annotation, cellular component: CAAX-protein geranylgeranyltransferase complex; cytoplasm; protein farnesyltransferase complex. The record is from RefSeq and is a predicted model, not a curated record.